AUGUGUGUCUCUUUCUUUCUCUUCCUUCUUCUUUUACUUUUUCACACUCCGUCCAUUAGACCUGUGAACUCAACUGACGAGAACAACAACAAGACGAGUGACACUACUAAUAACAAUGAUGACAAACCUGUGUUGACUGUCAUCGCUCUUGUUGCUGGUAGUGGUCGUAUGAGUCUGAAGUUAUUGCAAGAUAUGCAUAACGCCCUGUCCUGUUCUUCUUCUUCUUCUUGUAUUCCGAUGUCUACUGUUGUGGAGCCACAUAACUUGCGUGUAGUGGAAGAUGACACUCCUCUCUCUUUUUGGGUGGUUUCAUGGCAACUUCUGCAGAGACCAUCUUGA
Molecule: messenger RNA, 339 nt
Organism: Trypanosoma theileri
Lineage: Eukaryota; Euglenozoa; Kinetoplastea; Trypanosomatida; Trypanosomatidae
Exons: 1
Coding region: 1-339 (112 amino acids)
Source: RefSeq, a predicted model, not a curated record